UCUGGCAACCCCCGCGGAUCAACAACACAGACGCCGACACCGCUCGAUCUCACACGGCACAAAACCGGAGCCAGCGCGCUGAAUGUGCCCAUUUCCUCACAUUUACCGCUGCGAUUCACUUAUUUAGUCUUAGUUCGCUUUGUGUCUGGAUCAUCGGAGCUGGUUAGGCCGAGGAGAUCGGAGUUACACGCCCCGAAGUGUGCCCCUUUUUCGGGGUUUAAACACAAGCCUGCUCUUCCUGUUGGCAUCUGUACACAAACAAACCUGGGACACGACAAAGAAGCACCUAAAAUGGAGGACAGCCCACUCCACCCCCACUGCCUUAAGUGCAUCAAUAGGAGAUGCAUGGUGCGAACGGAGAUCGGAGUUUCCUGCGACCUCAUGGGCUGUCCUUUAGUUUGCGGAGCCGUUUUCCACUCCUGCAAACUGGAAGAGCACCGCCUGCUUUGUCCGUACGAAAGGUUGCCGUGUUUAAAUAGCGGAUUCGGGUGCCCCUUUACGAUCGCGAGAAUCAAGAUGGCGCAGCAUCUUGAAAUCUGCCCCGCCAGCAUCGUCUGCUGCACUAUGGAGUGGAACAGGUGGCCGGUCAGCUACGCGGAUCGAAAAUCCUACGAGAACCUGAGCAAGGAUUUUGACGAAGUUGAGCAGCUGGACAUGGCGCUGGCUUUGCAGGAUCAGAGGAUGCUGCUGGAAUCGUUAAAAGUCACGACAACGAUUUCCAAAAACGGCGAAAAGAAAGACGAAGAGAGCGACAAAAUGGCGACAUCUUCGAAUGAGACGGCGGUUGAAAUGGAGCAAGACGAACCAUACAACGAACUUUACAAAACAUCGGUAGAAACGAGCAGGAGUCUAGCAGCAGCUUUUGACAUUUUAACCAAUUCUAAGGAGAUUGAAAUCGUCAACAAUAUUAACGGGGCGGACAGCGAUAAAAACGAAAGGGAAAGUGGCGACGUUUACGGAGCAGAGGGAGGUAGAAACGUAGAUAUGCAAGAUUCUGAUUCUUUGGAUUCGGAUUGCGAGCUUGGAGCGGUCGGUGGAGUGGACUGCGCAGUGGGAACAGAUGAUAACCCUAUAGACUGGGCAGACGAAAGCGAGUUUGUUGACAUUCUAUUUGACGAAAAUGAAAAUGUGAACGAAGAACCGCCUCAAGACAACGGCGAAGUUUUGGUGGACGAUUAUUUACCGAUUGUAGCUAUCGAACCUCCCGUUGUACCCCGGCAUGCUCCACUCCCAGUUCCAAUGCCAUUUCUCUUCUCAGAUAACCUGGUCAGAAACAACUUUUUGCAGCAUUUACCGUCAGAACUCAGGUAUCGAUGUUUGGAACGAAAACUGCAAAACGUAGAAGUGUUGAGAGGUAUCAGUAUGUUUACAUUUAACGGUAGGAGAGCGCUACUGUCCGAUCCGUAUCUUUUCAGAGCCAAAAUGGAGGAUAAAUCUGUUGAUACUUCUGAUUUAGAAGUUGCAGAUGAUCCCAUGGGACUACACGGUAUCGAUUUGAUCACAGCUGCUUUGCUUUUCUGCCUGGGCGAUUCUCCUGGAGGUCGAGGGAUUUCAGAUAGUCGCUUUGUCGACGGUUAUCACAUCGAUUUCGGUACGCAAACGUUUUCUUUUCCGUCUGCUAUCCUCGCUACUAACACCAUGGUUGGAGACAUCGCGUCCGCCUCUGCCUGUGACCACGCCAGCCCGCAACUGUGCAACCCGAGCCCCUUUCACACUUUACGCUUAGAUCUGGUCCUCGAAUGUGUCGCCAGGUAUCAAACGAAGCAGCGUUCCAUGUUCACGUUCGUUUGCGGGCAGCUUUUCCGAAGGGAUGAGUUUUCCUCGCAUUUUAAGAACGUUCACGGAGAUAUCCACGCUGGUUUGAACGGGUGGAUGGAACAACGCUGCCCCCUGGCGUACUACGGGUGCACCUACUCCCAAAGACGCUUCUGUCCCCAAGUUCAAGGGUUUCGGAUUAUUCACGACAGACAUCUUGGGUCAUUCGGAGUUCAACCAGGAGUUCCUCUGAGAAACGGGGAAAAUGGGAGACGACAUGGACACAAGUUUAGUUCGGAUCAGUUCAGCGGUCUUCCCUUCGAGGUUUUGCAGCACGUUGCCAGUUUCCUGGACAGUUUCAGCUUGUGCCAGCUCUCCAGAGUGUCCAGGACCAUGAGGGAGGUGUGUGCCAGUCUGCUGCAGAUGAGGGGCAUGGUGGUGCUGCUGUGGGAGAAGAGACGCAGAGAGGACGGGUCUCCCUCGUGGCAGAUCACAGAUAAGGUGUGGCGAUUCAGCACGGCCUUCGGGACAGUGAACGAGUGGAAGUUUGCCAACAUCGCUAGCAUGGCCGACCACCUGAAGAAGUGUAAAUUCAACACGAUCGCGCGGAGAGAGGAGGCCAUCCCUCUGCCCUGCAUGUGCUUCACCCGAGAACUGACCAAGGAGGGGCGCUGUCUGAGAUCUGUGCUCAAACCUGUGGCAUAAGCUCCGUCUCAUCACCAGGACUCUAAGCACUGCAAAAAUAAUGUCCCAGACGAGUUAAAACCACUUGAAUUCACAAUAUCACGUUUAUAUCAGAGCAGUUUUGUCUAGUUUCAACUCUCGAUUCGAUUUUGGAUACUUUUUUGUGGGGGUUUGAAUAAAAAAUGCAUAAAACAAUUCCUCUAUGUAACUUUUCUGGUGGAGGGUGCGUCACCUGCUUGUGUCCAUGGAGAUGCCUUUGCUUUGCUUGAAAUGUUCCACAGUACGGCAUUAAAGUUGUUUAUCCUGCAUUCGCUCAUUUGGCGGUGUUGUUAUUAAAAUAUCUUGAAAAAACAUGCAUUCUUCCUGUCAGCUGGGUCGCCUUUCCACAGAUCUGACCCAGAACCUAGUGGAGAUGGUUGCGUUUAAUGCCAUACUUUGGAACAUUCCAGGUGAAGCAAAAACACCUCUGUGAAGACAAGCAGAUGACAGACCUUCCAGCGGAAACGUUGAAUAGUGGACCUUUUCCAGAAAUAUUUAUUCAGCAGAAAUUUGACUCAAUUUGAAAUGAAAAGGUGAAAUCUAAAGUGGUGAAAAAUAAACGACUUAGAGAUUAUAAUAUUAUGAAUUCAAGUCAUGUUAACUCCUACAGACAUUCAUUUUUGUAGUGUAAGUAUUUUUGCUCCAGUGUUUACAGACAUUCAUUUAUCUAACCUCAAAAACAACUCCAUUAUGUCACUCCCAAUGUAAUAACUCCACAAGCUUCACUGCGCAAAACAUACAUGAGGUACUUUUACUUAAAGUUUGAAAUCCAGUCUUUCUUUGGGCUUAUUUUAGUGCCUUGUUUCAGGUUUUAGCAAUUUAUUUCAAGAUAGAAUUUCUUCUUAUGGGGCAAAGGAGUUUUAAUCAUUUUUACAUUUCAACAUUGACAGAUAUUUCAGCUUGAAAUCAGAUGAAUCAUAUGUUGUAAGUUGGGACACACCGAUAUCGAUACUGGUUUUUGCUGGAUUGAGUAUGGGUUCCAUGAUAUCAAUUCAGCCUGGUUGGUUGGGUCUAUUGGAUGUAAUAAGACUACCGUAUUAUUUGGACUAUAAGUCGCUCUGGAGUAUAAGUUUCACCAGCCAAAAAAUGCUUUAUGAAGAAUUAAAACGCAUGUAUAAGUCGCACUUUUUGGGUCAAAUUUAUUUCAUAAAAUCAGAGACCAGGAACCGACAUUUUUUCUUAAAGUCAAGUUCUAGUAAUAACAAUAGAAGAGAGAACAGACUGUUAACGUCACAUAUGAACAAGUCUUCAGAUAAUUUUAGCGUAAACAACAGAAACUCUCCAUCUCUCUCCAAAUCCAUUGAAUCCAUUGAAUUCUUUAUCCUUGGUGUCACUUUUGAGCAACUCCGCGCAACUUCAAUUGUCACUGAGGUCCAGACAUGCUGCACUCGCCCGGUUACCUUGAAGCUGUGUUCUCCAUCCCUGCUUUCUGUCAGUCCCUCACAAGUUUCUCGCUCACUCCAAACUUUCUUUCUGCUGCUCGAUUACCGUUUUCUGCUGCAUAUUUCACUACUUCCAGCAGGACAGAGGCUUUUUCUGCAGAAAACUGAUACUCACGCCUAGAUCCUCUCGCGCCUGUCAGUCUGAAAAUGUUAUUAUAUCAGUCGCACCGGAGUAUAAGUCGCAGGAAACACCCAAACCAUGAAAAAAAGUGCAACUUAUAGUCCGAAAAAUGCGGUAUUUACAGGCUUAUGUUGACGUAGAGGGUUAAUAAUGUUUGGACUUUUAUUCUUUCAAAGUAGAAGUGUUACUUGCAGAUUAAAUAACACAGUUGGAUUAAAUGUGUAGUAAGUUCACUGUGUUUUGAUGGAAAUAAAUGCGGUAAAUAUCGGUUAAUAUCGAGUAUCAGCAGAUGUCGAGGUAUCGAUAUUAGUAUUAAAACUGAAAAGCUAGAAAGGUGCCUCCCUACUUGUAAAACUUCUAAUAUAAUUUAUAGUUUUGCAAUAAGUAAAUCCACUGAACUUGUCAUAGCAAAUCAAAAUGAUCAGUUUUUAGUCAUUUAAAGGUGCAUUGUGUAACUUUUCUGGUGGAGGGUUCAUCAAGUGCUUGUCUGCUUUGCCUAAAUAAUUCCACAGUAUGAAAAUAAACUUCACAGCAGAGAGAUAACGGUCAGAUCUAUGGAAAAGCAAGCCUGCACUUAGUAAGAAUUCAUGUUAUUUUCAAGGUAGUUUUGAACUCUAAAACACCUGCAAUUGAAUAAAUGCAAGGCACAUAUGUUUAAUGCCAUACUGUGGAACAUCUCGUGCAAAGAAAUAACAUCUCCAUGGAGACAGGAAAGUAGCAGACCCUCCACCUUAGAAGUUACACAGUGCGUCUUUAAGUAUUUGUACCUCGUGUUGUUUUUCGCAGUGUUGGUUCCAAAGCAAUGACCUCCUUUUAUGAUACAAACUGUAAAAAAUGUUCAAAAUGUUUCUCUUUUUUUUAUUUUUAUAUCCAAAAUACUGUGCUACACCAGAGGGACGAAGAGAAGAGCCUUAACUUACGAGACUUGAGUUUUUUUUUUAAAAGAGUGCUUUGUCCGAAACAUCUCAAGUUCGAUCGAUCGUUUGUAGCUAAAAUCGCAAAUGUUGCAUGGAUUUUUAAAAGGUUUGACCACACUUGCUUUAAAUUUAAAUUCAAGACCAAAUAUAUUCUUUUGAGCUGUGCGUAAAAGCAACUUACUGUUUCACUGUGGUAUUAUAAAAGUCACUAAAGCAUGCCUCUAAUGUUGUGGAGUUGUGGUCAGAAAUGAUGUGUUAAAUGCACAAAGUCAAGCUAAACAUUAUGAUUCCUGUCGGGGGACGUGGAGAAGCGCUGGUUAUAUUUUUAUAGUGGCACUUUUAUAAAACGGAUGCGAGAUUUCAGAAGCAAGUGAAUUCUCAGUGUUCCAGAAGAGGAAAAAAUUAGACAGGAUUCGAGAAAGUUUGAUAUAUUUUAGAGACUGGAGGGUUUCUGUCAAUCAGAGGUGGUGUAGUCCUGGUUUAGUUCUAGUUUGGACUUAUUUUUGUGCAGCUCUUUAGGUUUUCUUAGUCUGCAGCGGUCAGUAUCUUAAAUCCUGGUUUAGUCCGGGGUUAGACCUGUUUUAGUCCUGGGGUAGACCCGUUUAGACCUGGUUUUGGACUAGGUUACACCUGAUUUAGACCUGUUUUAGUGCCAUUCUGUUCCAGUAUUAAGUACCUGCAGUGGUCAGUAGGGUUUAGACCUGGUCUAGACCUGGUUCACUCCAGCUCUUGUGGGUGUUCUCAGUCAGCAGAGAUCAGUGUAUAUCAGAGGCUCUUUAGACUUGGUUUAGACCUGGUUUAGUUCUGUUUUAGUCCUGGUUUAGACCUGGUUUAGAUUUGGUUUAGUCCUGGUUUAGACCUGGUUUAGUCCUGGUUUGGACCUGAUUUAGACUUGAUUUAGACCUGGUUUAGACCUGGUUUAGUCCUGGUUUGGACCUGAUUUAGACUUGAUUUAGACCUGGUUUAGACUUGGUUUAGUCCUGGUUUAGUCCUGGUUUAGUCCUGGUUCAGUCCUGGUUCAGACCUGGUUCAGACCUGGUUCAGACCUGGUUCAGACCUGGUUCAGACCUGGUUCAGACCUGGUUUAGUUCAGCUCUAUUGGCGUUCUCCCUGUCAGCAGUGCUCAGUAUCAGAGGUGGUUUAAACUGGGUUUUGUACUGGGUUAGUCCUAAAAUAAACCAUGCUUGGACCUAGUUUAGACCUUGGUUAGUCCUGUUUUAGUCCUGCUUUAAGGCAAGUCAGUGCAGUUUGUAAAGUACAGUUUGUCAAUCAAAGUGCUUUACAAAAUAAGAAACACAUUAAAAUCACAACACAAACAAAUCAAAACAUAAAUAAUCAUCAUAAAAUUAAAAAAGAGAGAGACAUUAAAUGAGAGAGAAGAGUCCUGCUUUAGUCCUGGCUUAGCUCUUCUAACACAUUGUAGUGGUCCGUAUCUGUCAGACGUGCUUUGGACCAGUUAGACCAUGGUUAGACCUGGUUUAGAUCUUGGUUAGACCUUAUUUUUUACCGGAUCAGACAAUUUGAUUUCGGUUUAGUCUAUUGUCGUAUUCUUAGUUUGCGGUCGUCAGUGUCUAUUCGAGCUGCUUUUAGACCUUGGUUAGACCUGGUUCAGACCUGGUUUAGUUCAGCUCUUGUGAGGUUUUCCCCAGUCUACAGCGGUCAGUAUCUAUCCAAAGCGGUUCUAAUUGAAAGUAGUGCAAGUACAUGAGUGUGUGAGGCGAGUGGUCAUAAUGUUUAGCCUGAUCUGUGCUUUGUAGCAGAACUGAAGCUCAAAUGGGACAAAAGGAAGUGGUUUGUGGUUUAUGUUUUACCAGCUUUCUCACCCAAUACCAGCUCUGUAGUUUGCAGGGUACUUUUUUCAUUUAAAGGUCCUGUUUUUCGCAGUACUUUUUGGACUUUUCAGCAGUAAUAAUGUUGUUGUUUCUUGAUGAUGAACGUACCUGGAGUUAUGUUUCUUUUCAUUCACACGUGAGUUAUACUGGUGUAGUCAAACUCACCUUUAUCGAGUUGAAUGGUUUUUGGCUAAUCACCAACUUCUACACCAGCAGCUACUGUUUUAAGCCUCAUUUCAACUGUUACACACUUUUCAUCGUUGCCAGCAGAGGGCGCAGGACCUGUUCAAGCCAUUUACGCUAGACUUUGUUGAAUUCUUUUUACGUUUUGUUUUAAAGUUAGAUAUGAUAAAAAUGUGAAAUACCAAUGGGAAGAUAUUUUUGUUAAAUUAAGCAUAAUAUAGGAACUUUAAAGGUGCACUGUGUAACUUUUCUGGUUGGGUUUUCAAGGUUCCUUUCUGAUUUGUAGGAUUUGGCAUGGUCACGGUCCUUUUGUUUUUGUAGCUAGAAUGCAUUUCCAAUCAAAAUAUCUUUUAAAUGGUGAAAGGUUCUCACAAAUAAUUCAAAUGGAGAAGGGAUCAUUUGCCUAAAACUCCAUGGAGAUGGUGCUGCGUUGCCGGGAAUGUUCCACAGUAUGGCAUUAUCUGUUUUGCCUUAAUGAAAUCCCAGGUCUUUAUAUAAGCUCAGAAAUACCAUGAAACACACAAUGUCUUCUGACUGUGAACGGGGUCGCCUCUCCACAGAUCUGACCUGUAACCUAGGGGGUGUGUCACAGACUUGUUUCCAUGACAAUAUUCUUGGUUUCACAGUGUGGCAUUAAACUCGUGUUGCAUUUUUACAGUUACAGGUGUUUGAGGGUUUAAAAAGACUACGAAAAACAUGCAUUCUUGCAGUGAGUGAGCACGCCUUUCCACAGAUCUGACCUGUAACUUGGCCUGGAGGCAUUACGGGCUUGUCUUCAUGGAAAUAGAUCGAGUUUAAUGCCAUACUGUGGAGCAUUCUAGACAAAGCAAUAGCAUUUCCAUGACGACAAGUCAUGUAGCAAGUAGCAGAUCUUCCACCAGAAAAGUUACACAGUGCAGCUUUAAAUAUCAACUAUACAGAAUCUGUGUGUCAUUCAUUCAUUUGUUUUUCAAUAUAAAACCAAAAAUAAGAAAAAGAUAAAACAACUAUUUUCUUCAUUAUUUGUCUCCAAACCCAAAAUGAACAAAUGGAUAAUGAUUUGUUUUUUUAGUUUUUGAUUUUGGAUUUAAAUGAAAAAUGGAAAAAAAAAGGAUAUCGUACAUUUUCUGUUUCUAUAACUUAAACUGAGAUGCCGGACUUUUACGCCACAUACAGACUGAACCAGAUCUAAACCAGAACCGGUCUCAGUCCUGGUUUUGUGCCAGUCUCAGUCCCGGUCUGGUCCUGGUCUGGUCCCGGUCUGGUCCUGUCUCAGCCCUGGUCUGGUCCCGGUCUCAGUCCUGAUCACCUGACAGUCUACGCGGGCGCACCUCUGGGCCCCUCCCGACACUCAGCCCUGGUUCAAUCCUGGUUCAGUCCUGGUUCAGCCCUGGUUCAAUCCUGGUUUAGUCCUGGUUCAGUCCUGGUUUAGUCCUGGUUUCAGUCCUGGUUCAGUCCUGGUUUAGUCCUGGUUCAAUCCUGGUUUAGUCCUGGUUCAGUCCUGGUUCAGUCCUGGUUUAGUCCUGGUUCAGUCCUGGUUUAGUCCUGGUUCAGUCCUGGUUUAGUCCUGGUUCAGUCUGGCAUCUCAGUUUAAGUCACGGAAAUGGGAAACGUCCUUUAUCUGUUUUUUCCAUUAUUCGUUUAAACACAAAAUCAAAAACUGAAAAAAUUAAUCAUUAUCCGUUUUUUCAUUUUGGUUUUGGAGACAAAUAAUGUAGAAAAUAGUUGUUUGUUAGUUUUUUUUCAUUUUCUUAUGUUUGGUUUUCUAUUGAAAGGCGAAUGAAUGAAUGACACAUGGAUUAUAGAGCCACUAGUCACGUUUUGAAUGUAUUUUUGACUCCAUCAUCAUUUCUUCUGAGAAGAGUGAACCCUGCAGGCCAGGUAUCAGAAACAGAACCCAGACUACAGCUACAGCUACACUGUCAUGUUUAUGUGUUGGGCUUGAUUUGAGAUGACUUUGUUUCUCAGGGUUGCAUGAAGCUGGCUGCUGAUCACCUGUAAACGUCAAAGUAGAAAAAGACAGAGUUUUGUGGACUGUUUUCAUUCAGAAUUUUGAUUUUUGUUUUGUUUUUUUUACUGACUGGUUCACCACUUAUAGUAUUUCAACUUGGGAGUGUGUUUUGCAGUGAUGGUCUAAUAAAUAAUGAGAAAACAAAUGA
Messenger RNA from Boleophthalmus pectinirostris (great blue-spotted mudskipper), 9111 nucleotides. It is a transcript of the gene fbxo30a, whose product is annotated as F-box protein 30a. Gene Ontology annotation, molecular function: zinc ion binding; ubiquitin protein ligase activity; protein binding. NCBI's taxonomy places the organism in Eukaryota, Metazoa, Chordata, Actinopteri, Gobiiformes, Gobiidae. Bases 292 to 2460 code for a protein of 722 amino acids. The transcript is spliced from 3 exons. The record is from RefSeq and is a predicted model, not a curated record.